Molecule: messenger RNA, 3841 nt
Organism: Phyllostomus hastatus (greater spear-nosed bat)
Lineage: Eukaryota; Metazoa; Chordata; Mammalia; Chiroptera; Phyllostomidae
Gene: PERM1
Product: PPARGC1 and ESRR induced regulator, muscle 1
Exons: 3
Coding region: 413-2647 (744 amino acids)
Biological process (GO): response to muscle activity; regulation of DNA-templated transcription
Cellular component (GO): cytoplasm; nucleus
Source: RefSeq, a predicted model, not a curated record
CUGGCCCUCGUGAGGUGGGCUUUGCCGUGUGAAGUCGGCCUGUUUGAGGGAAGGCUGCAGGGGAGGCUGGCCCAGCCGAGCAAACAAGGCUCGAAGAUGUGAAGGAAAGCCGCUUCUUGGGCCGAAAACCCGAACACGAGGGUCCUGUCUCUCAGUGCGCCUCGGCGACCCGGAGCUGUGUCCGGCGGAAGGAGCGUGACAGCGUGCCCUGACGUGGCCACUCGGGGUCAGUUCGGAAGCAGGGACCGUGGGGCUGCGGACACUCGACCCCAGAGGCAGCGGCCAGCUUGCCCCUGCACCCCGCUGGGCCUCUGUGCAGGACGGAGAUGCUGGCCCGGUGCCCAGCCAGGGCAGGGCGUGGCCGCGCGUGAGGACCCGAGCUCAGCCGCGCACCUGCCCCUGCUGACCCGAAAUGGAGAACUUCCAGUACAGCGUCCAGCUGAGCGACCAGGACUGGGCUGAGUUCUCGGCCGCUGCCGAGGAGUGCGGCCUCCUGCAGGCCGGCCUGGCCUCCGGGGAUGAGCUUCUGUCCAGUGACAUUGACCAAGGGGACAGCAGCGGCAGCAGUCCCCCUGGGCCCCAGCCCCUCCUUGGGGGGAGUGGCUGGCGUGGCUUCAAGGAGGAGGACCAGGCAGCCCCGCGGCAGCUGGUCAGCAGGUCUUGGCAAGAGCCCGUCCUGGCCCCGGGGGCCGGUCAGCAGAUGCCCGGCACGUCGGCGCGGUCAGAAGCCCGGCCGUCCCUCAGCUCUGGCGCUGCCCCUCCUGGCCAGAGCACGUCCCUCCAAGGGCCAGAAUCUUCCGGAGACGAGAUGCAGAGGCUUCUGCAGGGGCCGGCCCCCCGGGACCCUCCCCCUAAGCCCCCUGGGGAGCCUCCUCCGAGCCCCGAGCCACCGGGCCACGGCUCUGCACCCCAGAGGCCUCCCGGCAGCCCCGGAGCCCCACCCCGCAGCCCCAGCCGAAAGAAGAGACGAGCCGCCGGUGCCAGGGGGGGUGGCCGCUCGGGGGCCGCGGGCCCCGCAUCCCCCCGGCUGGCCUCCCCGCGGCCCACGGAGGCCAGGCCCGAGGAGGACCUUGGCCCAGCCGGGACCACGGGGAAGGGACCCUCGGCUGGGACAGCGGUGCAGGUGACGGGCGCCCAGCAGGACAGGCUGGGGCCAGAGACAGCGGCGGGAGCCCCUGAGCCGGUGGCCAGGCCCGGGCCGGGGCUGGACCUGCUGGCGCCCCUCCCCACUGCCGAGCGAGGCGCGGACCCGCUCAGGACGGCCCCCGGAGCUGACCCGCGCCCUGUGUCCACCCCUGCCCAGGGGCCUUGCCCAGACGUCUCCACGGCCGAGCCCGACACGGCUCUGUCCGGAACGGCCUCCGCGCUCCAUCCCGGCGCGACUGCGUCUGUGCCCGUGCCCACCUGCGAGCCUCGGCUGGACGAGCGCCGGCCCGCGCCGGGCCCAGAGGCCACGCCGGGGGUGGACUCGUGUGCACCCGUCCGAAAGGCGCAGCCUGAAGUGGAUGUGGACGUGCCUGCGCCCGCCCCCGUUCCCCAGGCCGGGCCUGACCUGGAGGAGGCAGGGGCUGCCCCGCCGGCCAAGCUGCACUCGAGCUCUGCUGUGUCUUCAGGGGGGCACCGAGAGAAGCCCCCGGGGGAGCCCUCAGCAGACGCCCCGGGACACGCCUCGGAGGAGCCCUCCCCGGGGCCCGCCCAAGCCGCCAAGAAGAAGAAAGUGCGGUUCUCAGUGGCUGUGCCCGGCCCCGAGGAGCCGGGCUCAGGAGAGGCCCUGAGACCCCUCUCACCACCCCCAGCCUGGUCCUCAGCCCCCAGGACGGCCGCGGGGGGCCGUGGGGGGCCCGGAGCUUGGGAUGCAGUGGCGGUGGGGCCCCGCUCCCCGCAGUCUCGGAUCCUGAAGCACCUGCCCCCCCCUGCCCCCUCGGCCUCUGAGGGCCUCGGGUACAGGAGCUGCUUUGCAGUGACCGUCCCAGAAGCCUAUGAGUUCUUCUUCUGUGACACUAUCGAGGAGGAGGAUGAAGAUGCUGAGGAGGCAGCAGAGGCCGGCAAGGCCCCAGCCCAAGCCCAGUGGCCGGAAGUGUGUGAGUUCUUCUUCCAGGACAGCCAAGCCCCGAGGUCUAGGCACCGGCGGGGCCAGUCCCCAGCCCCACCCCCGCAAGCCACGCCCGGACCAGCCCCUCUGCCUGGAGACCCCAUGCCCAUCUCCAUCCCUGAGGUCUAUGAACACUUCCUUGGGGAGGACAGGUCGGGGGACGUGCUGGGGCUGGCCGCUCCUCUCCAACUGCAGGACGCAGAGGCCCCCGCGUCGGCACGCCCGGGAGCAGAGCCUGGCACCCCGCCGGGGCCCAGCCCGGCCACAGCAGAGCAGCUCGACCUGGUGCUCAGGACAGCAGAAAAGCCCCCGGGACCCCUCCCCUCGUUGACCUUCAGCCAGAAUGACAUGUGCCUGGUGUUUGUGGCCUUUGCCACCUGGGCUGUGAGGACGUCAGACCUGCACACCCCCGACGCCUGGAAAACAGUCUUGCUGGCCAACAUCGGCACCAUCUCCGCCAUCCGCUACUUCCGCCGGCAGGCGCGGCGCGGGCGCCACGGCCCCAGCCCCAGCCCCAGCCCCAGCCCCAGCCCCAGCCCCAGCCCCAGCUCCUAGGACCCACGCUCGGCCCGGGAAGAUGCAGGACAAGGACGUGGCCCCAGGUGCUCAGGACGGGGCGCUGCCCUCUGACCCUUGCACCCUUCGGCGGCAUCUAGGAAGGGGCCCGUGUCUUCAGUCCUGGCUUCCGUGGACUCCGGGCUCAGGCCAGUGGCCGAAGCCCGGGCUGUGCUCCAGGCCUGGGGGGAGGUUUGGCAGGUCGGGUGGCUGGGGCCGAGCAGGGAGCUGGCUAGGGAGGUGGGCAUAGUUGCAGGUAAAGACAGGGCAUCCGGCAAAAGCGGAAUUUCAGACAGGCAGUGUCAGAGACAUGCAGUCGUGCUUCAGCACACGGCGGACCCUGAACGCGUCGCAUUUUGGCGAGCAAAGCACGUUUCGGCGCUUGGCUCCUGCCCAGGACUCGUUGCAUAGCUAGAACUUGUGGGAGUCGGAUGCCCCCCGCAAGGGGAGACGCUUCAUCUCCCGGCGUUCGUUGGUUUCGGCGCUCACUGGGGCCCGGAGCACACUGACCAUGAGUACCAAGGUACCACUGUGCUCACACCAGGAAACGGUUUGUGGUUUAUCUGAAGUCGAAUGUAACUGGGCGUCUGUUUGGCCUGGUGGUCUGUGAGGGGGCAUGUGGCAGGACAGAGCAUUGGGGUAAGAGGACGCCAGAGCGGCGGUGGCGGCAGGGCCCCACCCGGAGAUCUGGGCAGGGGGUGGGGCGAGGGGGCAGGGUGGUCUGGGGACUCUGGGGCGGGGGCCUCCCAGGGACCUCUGCCCUGUUCUCAAGAGGGCUGGGCCAGCGGGGCCUCUGAGGCCUCUUUGGGCCCUGAGCCCAAGGGCCUGUGGCCAAGGCCUCCCAGGGUUCGGCUGGAGGCAGUGAGCAGGCACCUACGGGGGCCGUAGGAAGGCGACCCCAGCGCCCCUGCAGGGUGGGGGUCUGCCGGGCAGAGACGGGGGCCCCUGCUCAGGGGAGCCCUGGACAAGGUGUGCAGCUGAGUUCGGUGGCAUCAGGUGGAGGGACGGGACACCUGGGGCUGUGCCAGGGCUGAGAGGAGGCAGAGAGGGGGCAGGAAGGUGGGCGGGGGGCCGGGAGGCGCUGGAAGGGCACUGGGCAGGGGCAGCGGGCGCAGGCCCCACGCAGCAGGAGCCUCCUGGCUGCCGAGGGAAGAACGUGUGGACACGGAUGAAUAAAGUUUCCUUCUCUUCCUU